CGCACAGACGGUGGGGUAUAUAACCUGGACCGCGGAAUACUAAAACACUCGAUGAUGUUAUCUGGAUCAGUUAUAGAGGAGGCAGAUUUAAAUCGGUCCUUUUAGCUUGGUUACUGCUGGUGUUCUCGGAUUACUUUGAAGUUGUACAGUUACAAGCUUUCGAUUGUGCGCUGCCCUUGUCAUAGCUUGAAGAAAACGAAUGGAUAGACGAGAUAAAACAACGUAAUAUAGACUACUUAUGGUUCGCCUAGACAAGACGGGAUUUAAGACGUUUACAGGCCAAUAAUAGCCGCGGACAAUACUUUAAUUCUGAACUUUGAAGGACUGUCAUUCAACGAUAGGUCGCUGUGGGCAUUGGGAGAAAUGUGAGAUCAUCUCGGAAUGCGAUCGAUUGGAAUUGAAAAAGACACUAGGCGUGCAUCCACAAGUUGAAAAAAAACCCUCAAUUUGAGAAAGGAAUUAAAUGAUAUCUGGAUUUUAGCCAGUUCUUGUCUUUUGGAGAUAGAUAAGCUGUUAUGAGAGAGUACAAAUGAAUUUCAGAGGAUUCGUUAUUUCAAAACAACCGCAAAAUAGGAUAUACCAAGACUUACUGUUUUAUUUAUCAGGUCUGUGACUGUGAUAUAUUCUAGGAUAUUUUGUAAACGUCUAAUAAAAUAGUUGAUUAGCCUUGAUUUGGAUGCAACUGUCUUCAUUUCUUGCAGAAAGAAACGCAUAUCGUCCUAUAGAGACGUUUGCAGCAGUUGAUAAUACACGUCAGAACUACUGGACGCAAAAGACAAUAUUAUGAGAUCGUUGGCCUGUGCGGCUCUGGUGCGGAGAUAAUCAGACUUUGCCGAUAAUUCCAUCAACAAAACGGACUAGUUGAACCUUUAGGGAGACCAUAUUCUGAAACCUUUGUUUUUAUCUAGCAGAGAUAAAGUAGUGACGCAUAGCGAAGGUCUGAUAUCAAAUUUAUUGUUAGUAAGUUUUGAUAAUCUCAUAUUUGGAGUUGAGCGGUGAAGCGUAAUGAAGUUGCUAUCUUGUUCUAUCACAGGAUUUCGAGGAGUCUGUCUGUUCUAGAAGCCGCUAUUGGCCCUCUGACCGACCCAGGCGAUGACGGACAGCCACUUGUUCUCGACACCGACGAGGCCACUCAACACUGUCCGUCACAUUUAGUCACCAAUCAGCUCCGAUGGUCGGCGACCUCGUCAACAGACGAGAUCAACACUCCAAUGAUUUCAACCACGGUGCAUCAUGUCCGACCACUCUUCGCACGCAUUCCCUCAUAGGAAUAUAACCGAAACUAAUCCACGUAACUUCCUCGUUUCUCAUAUUAAGGAAUUUGUGAUUUUGCCAAACUUUUCACAUCUUCCAACCUGAGGUUUAAACUCAUCGUAUAGGCAUAAGUGUAAUAGUGUUAAGGAUUUUUGGGUGUCAUAGGGAUUCGGCCAAAAUUGCAACGCAGAAGGAGACGGUGCCAUUCUCAAAGUUACUUGCAGAAGUGUCAAAUCGGCAUCGAGGGACAUCAGGGAUUGCGUAGCUUUUCGUGACUCUUCCUGAUGUAGGUCUUUGAAGACAUUAAUUUCGUAUGAGACGAAUAAACCAAUAAUUAUAGUACAUUCGAUUUGCACAAAAUCUCUAUUGAUUUGCCAAGAGUGGACCAGGUCGGUGUUUAUCAACGUCCUUUGCAUUCAUAUUGUCUAAUAAGGUUAGACACACAAGCUGAUUUUUUAUUGACUGGUCAAAUAUAUAGACGACAUACCGACUUUAAACGGCCAAACACAUUACAGUGACUAAACCUUUCCAUGGGAUUGGUGAGAUAAAUCACAAAAUACGUUGAAUAAAGGAAGAGAGAUCAUUCUUUCAGUGAAGUGUCGUCUUGUCUUAGUUGGGAUAUCAAGAACGUGGACCCGAACACGAGAGGACCUUUGGCGCUGAUAAGAGGAGAGCAUACAACUGUUUGUAUAGAACAAAGUGAGUCACAUAAAUGGUACAAUACUAUAUAUGAAAGUAAAACUAAAGGGAGAUUCGGUCCAUUGGAACGUGAUUAAGUCGAAGGCACAGAACAAGCUCCUCUAAAAGUGUCAAAUAACUAUUUUCAGGUUUAAAAACGGUCCAAUAUCCUGUUAGUUGAUACGGAAGUGCCUGUUUUAGGUAACUCAAAAGUUGGUUCUGCUUUUUAAACUUAUGUGUCUUGAAUAAAACGUAAAAAGGUGGAUUAGUGUCGCUCAAGGGAUUAGCAUUCGAAGAAGACAAAAGAAAAGACCUUCCUUUUUCAUAUCGUGCUUAUCAGCACCAUUGCGAACUCACAGCACAACAUGGCCAACAGGACGAACCAAAACAUACAAUUACUUUUCCUACUCUUUCUAUUACUUUUUGAGCCCGCCUCCCAAUGCGGCCCAGGGCGGGGGUCGGGGCGGCGGAGGGGACCCAAGAAAAUGACUCCAUUAGUGUACAAGCAGCAUGUGCCUAAUGUCUCGGAAAAUACGCUCGGAGCUAGCGGGAUUGGGGAGGGAAAGAUAUCAAGGACGGAUAAGAAAAAAUUCAAUCAGUUAGUUGUAAACCAUAAUCCAGAUAUCGUAUUUCGGAUGGAGGAGCGUACGGAUGCUGACAGACGGAUGACUCAGCGCUGUAAAGACAAACUGAGUACGUUAGCAGUGUCAGUCAUGAAUCAGUGGCCGGGGGUCAGACUGAGAGUGACCGAGGCCUGGGACGAAGACAACGAGCAUGCCAGGGAUUCAUUACACUACGAGGGCAGGGCGGUGGAUAUCACGACCAGUGAUAGGGACAGGGCGAAGUACGGGAUGUUGGCCAGGCUGGCUGUGGAUGCUGGCUUUGACUGGGUUUACUACGAGUCGAGAGGACACAUCCAUUGCUCAGUAAAAUCAGAUUCCUCGGCUCAAUAUGGCGGAGGAUGUUUCCCGGCCGAGGCAGUCGUCAACACUGAAAAGGGUGCAAAGCUAAUGCGAGACCUACAGAUAGGAGACAGCGUUUUAGCAAUGUCCAAAUCCGGUGAGGUUCGAUUCAGUGAAGUUAUAAUGUUUAUGGACAGGCAACCAAAUGCCACAGCAUUAUUUUACCAGCUCACAACAGAUGCAAAUACCACCCUGCAACUCACUCCGAGCCACCUCGUAUACGUCAGUCGUAUGCACCAAUCAACAAUACUACAAGCAAAAACAGUGUUUGCUAAAGACGUCAGAAUUGGAGAUUACAUGUUCAUCGCGAGCGGGCGGCGGAAGGUUCGCCCUGUACGGGUGGUGUGGUUGAGCUCGUCUGUCGAGCAAGGUAUAUAUGCGCCGCUCACGGGGGAUGGGACGAUAGUAGUAGACCGGUCACUCGCUUCAUGCUACGCCGUUAUAAACUAUCAGAGUAUCGCUCAUUUUGCAUUUGCGCCUGUCCGAUUGAUUUCCUCUAUAAAAUCAACCUUUCGCGGGCAAGUAUCUGAGCAGGAUAAACGAAGGGACACGGAAGAAACCACAGGAGUGCAUUGGUACCCUCGGACUUUGUACGACAUUGCUCCCUAUGUUCUUCCCGAUCGGUUGCUCUAUUCCACAAAUAAUUGAGAGCUCAUUUCAUCGCUAUUGAGAUUAUUUAUUAUUUUUCAAAAUUUGAAGACGUCGGUUGUUCGUUGGUCGUGCCUAUGGGGCAUGGUCGGUGAAUAGGUUUGAAAGAAGUGACAGUGCAGAUUCACCUGCGCAAGCAUGGCUGUUGCAUGCCGGGAACCGGAAAUGGAAGCUAAAUGGACAUCGCUUUGAGUUGGAGUACGGCAUCACAGCAUCAAAAUUAUCGAAAGGUGGUUAUCUCUUCCACGUUCACGUUGCAUUUGGUAGCGACAAUGCGUACGUCGGGAAAGCAGACUGAUGUAAUACAAUGAAGAAAAGGUUUAGAAAAACUGUAGGACCAUAAGGUAAUCUCUUAGGAGAGUUCUAGCUAUAUUCACAGCGGUUUGAAUAUAGAUACUUUAUUGUGACUAAUACUGAGCAAGCUUUUCAUACCGACGGUCAUUGGCUUGGAGAUUGAUGUUGAAGUUUUCGAACUCCGAGUGAGAAAUUCGUAAAUGUCAUCUGAUACUGGGAUUAGAGAGUCGUUAGCGAUAUACUAAUAACCGACUAUGAUAAAUCUGCCUGAGGAAAGAUUGCAGUCAGUGGCAGUCUCGAAGGUAACGGCGUUUCAGUGGUUUACGAGGAAUCAUGAACGUAACUCAUUUUAAGAAUUCAGAAACAAACUGAAGAAAUAUAAUUGUCCUUUAAAAACCGAAAUUUCGAUUACACAUAUACUUGUAGUGCUGCUUACGAAAACGGUCAUCAUAACCUUACCUAAGGACUAAUAGCAACCUUAUAGUGCUGUUUAGACCAGCAUCGGACAAACUUCUUGUCAUUAUCAAAAUGACCUUUCUGGUCGAUUUACAUUUGCCGCAAAUUUGCAAUCGUAUAUAAGGCCUAAAUUGCGGAGGCGGGAUUGGGUCAAGCAAGAGACAUUCCUGUGAGAUGUUUUACAGUUUUGUCUUAGCACAUGAUCUGAAGAACGCGAUUGACCUAUAUGAAAUCUCUGUCAUAUCGAUCUGAGUUAUAAGAAACGGUUUGUGCCAUAUUCAAGUUUAAUGUACAGGCCUGCAUGUACAUUGCGCGAUCUGAAACCUGAUGUACGAAAUUUCUGGUAUUUUAGGGAAAAUAUCACAAAUUUUAUUAUUGAUUCUAAUGAUAUACCUACGUGCAUGUAGAUAUUGGCUUGUUUGCUAACUUUGACUUAAUGAAAGAUCAGUGAAUGAUGAAUUGACCGGGCUCAUUUUGGAAGAGUAAGGGAAGCUUUUUUGAAGCAAACAGCUUGUAUCAAGGUAAUAUCAAAUAUUAAAUACUGCAAUACUGCACUAGGGUAAAUAAUACUGUACAAUGUGAAAUACGCUACAAACCGUUCAGCCAGGUCAGUCAAAAAAUGAUUUGAUCUUAAAAUUGCGACGACUGCCUUUCGAUCUGUUCCAGUUCAGCGCAAAGGGAGGGUAAAAUAGAAAAUAAUUGCAAAAAUUUCGUUAAAGACUUGAUUCCACUCCUUGAAAACUAUACUCGGGUUCAGCGUUUAAAUAAAAAUUUAGAAGGUUGGUCAGAGGCUGAAGACGCUAGCCACAAUAUGGGGAAAUAUUUACUUAUGCGCUGGAGUCGAGCGCAAUUUUCCAGCCGCGGCGACCGCAGCGAGAUUUUAAGAUAAUUGUCUUCAUUCCUGAUCCACCCAGGCGAAAGAUUGUAAUGCCUGUCUCACCGGAAUCCCUCCACCAGGACCCUGGGAACCCGCUUACUAUUCCAUGAUCGAAUGGCCGUUGAAGCCCGUCUUUAUCAAUAAUUGAUGUCAUAUAUCCAUCGGAGACAUCAAAAUAAACUUCAGACAGAAGCCAUUAUCCUGUCUGACUGCCAUGGGAACUGUCUCCCGCCGUAUGACGGGCUCAUUAAAUCUACGCACAAUUUCACGGCGGAAAUGCACACGAACCGUCUGGCUGUGCUCAACCAUGGUGGCAUGUCUGGGUUUAGAGUAACCAUACUCUCUUUACUUUCAUAAGAUCAGUUGUGAUUCCUAUUACUAACAUUGGCUCAUGUCUUUGGACUGCGAUGCUUUUGGUCACAGUCUCUUUAGGCAGGCAGGGCCGGGUGCUGGUACUCCUCGUAUACACAGUUCUCGUGUAUGAAAAAAGAACACUCGAAGAGGCCAGAAAUGAAUACAUGUAUCCGAGACUGACCUAACCGAAGUAAAAGGAGGUGAUUUGAUUUCAGAAUAAUGCAAUUUGUUAACUGGCCCUAUUUAAUUGCAUUGGCCUUCAAAAUAUUGAAAUAUAGCGAGCUGUGUUUUUUU
Molecule: messenger RNA, 5817 nt
Organism: Lineus longissimus
Lineage: Eukaryota; Metazoa; Nemertea; Pilidiophora; Heteronemertea; Lineidae
Product: sonic hedgehog protein-like
Exons: 4
Coding region: 2298-3542 (414 amino acids)
Biological process (GO): intein-mediated protein splicing; regulation of gene expression; protein autoprocessing
Molecular function (GO): calcium ion binding; patched binding
Source: RefSeq, a predicted model, not a curated record